GAGCGACUCAGCAGGCGGGGCCCGGAUGGUGGACGUGGAGAAACAAUUCAGAUGAGACGGCGCGCGGUGAGGGGAGAUGAGAGUUGGAACAAACCAGAGUUCCCCGCGGGUCGAUCGCGCCGCUAGCGAGCCCCCCAAGACCCCCAGCACAAACCGGGUCACGGCUCCCGCUAGGCCCGAUCGGGAGGGACUGUGACAGGGCAUCGACGUAAGAGACACUCACCCAGCCAUGACGUCUUCUUCCUGGACUCGCCUAUAAAGCCUCAAGGUCUAGGAUGCUGGUUGAUUCUCUCUUGCAAUUGCUCUCCUACACUAGUGCGGACUGAUCAAAUCAUACUGUUCGCUGUUCAUACCAGCUACCUACUACAUACCACAUCUAUAUCCAUCCUCUAUCAACCUACCACUACCAGCAAACUCAACCUUUCCAACAACCAUGUCCUUCCUCACCCGCAUUGUUCCCUCCGCUCGUGCGGCCUCCCUAUCCCUCAAGACCACCAGCUCCCCUGCCCUGUCCGUGGGCACCACCCGCUCCAUCUCCGCCACCACCCGUCGAGACAAGGGGGCCAUCGAUUCCACCAAAGACACACUCAAGAAGGCCGAUCGCAAGGUUUCCGAUGCCGCCGUGAAGGGCAUUGAAGCCAGCGAAAACGCCGCCGGCAAGCUCAAAGACUCCGUCGGCAGCACGUCCAAGGCCAAGGCCAAGGCGCAAGAACUGAAGGGCGAGGCAUCCGAAGCAGCCGGCAAGGGCAAGGGCAAGGCGGAGGAAGCAUUGGGCUCGGCGAAGGGCAAGGCGCAAGAAGUCGCUGGAGAGGCCAAGGGCAAGGCUAAGGACGCUGCGAAGGAUCUGUAAGAUAUGAGGGGGCCCGACAUAAAGAUGGAUGGAAAUUAGUUAUUAUGGUUACGCUUGAUGAUAUGCAUGCAUGAAGGGCUGGGAAAUACUACUACGCA
Molecule: messenger RNA, 948 nt
Organism: Aspergillus heteromorphus CBS 117.55
Lineage: Eukaryota; Fungi; Ascomycota; Eurotiomycetes; Eurotiales; Aspergillaceae
Exons: 2
Coding region: 434-850 (138 amino acids)
Source: RefSeq, a predicted model, not a curated record